Puntigrus tetrazona (Sumatra barb) is the source of this 5383-nucleotide messenger RNA. Its product is annotated as period circadian protein homolog 2-like. The coding region runs from base 221 to 4264 and encodes 1347 amino acids. The record is from RefSeq and is a predicted model, not a curated record. The transcript has 23 exons. Gene Ontology annotation, biological process: negative regulation of transcription by RNA polymerase II; circadian regulation of gene expression; entrainment of circadian clock by photoperiod. NCBI's taxonomy places the organism in Eukaryota, Metazoa, Chordata, Actinopteri, Cypriniformes, Cyprinidae. Gene Ontology annotation, cellular component: cytoplasm; nucleus. Gene Ontology annotation, molecular function: transcription corepressor binding; transcription cis-regulatory region binding.
UCAGCGAGUGAGCCACUGCUUUCAGCUGUAAUAGGGACCGGUGGAGUAUUGUACAGUAGCCUAUGCCAGGAUUUAUACGUGCCACGCUGUGACAAAAGUACGUCGGGACAACGGUGAUAUCACCAAAGACCUGGACCGGGAAUCAAGCGUCCUUUUGCUGCUACAACAUGCAAUUGGGUCAGGGGACCUUUGACCUGAAAUGUAAAGCUUGACCUUGUCUAUGUCAGGUGAGACAGAGCCAAAGCCCUACCUGUACAGGGGUGAAUCUGAGUCCCUGUGUGGCUCUAUGUCUCAUCUGCACCACAUGGACGGGGCCUCUGAGGGGAGUGACAGCAGUCACGACCCACCCAGUUCUCCGAGGCCUCAAACACAGAUGCAUGAGGACAUGGAGAUGGGCGGAAGUGGCUCUAGUGGAAGUGGCACAGAAUCUCACAGUAACGAGUAUCACAGUAAUGAAUCGCAUGGAAAUGAGUCUGUGGGGAGUUCCAGUGGAAAUGGAAAAGAUUCUGCAAUAAUGGCAUCAUCAGGGAGUAACAAGAGCUCAAACUCUCAAAGUCUUUCCCCUCCCAGUAGCAACAAUGCAUUCAGCUUAGUCAGUUCAGAGCAAGACAACCCAUCAACCAGCGGCUGCAGUAGUGAACAGUCAGCAAAAGCUAAGACACAGAAGGAGCUUUUUAAGACCUUAAAAGAGCUGAAAUAUCACCUCCCUCCUGACAAACGCAACAAGGGCCGGGCAAGCACACUUCACACCCUCAGAUAUGCCCUGCGCUGUGUCAAACAAGUCAAAGCCAACGAAGAGUACUAUCAGAUGCUUAUGAUCAAUGACAGUCAGCCCUCAGGUCUGGACGUGUCCUCAUAUACUAUUGAAGAAAUCAACAGUAUUACCUCAGAAUAUACCCUAAAAAAUGCUGAUAUUUUUGCAGUUGCAGUGUCCCUAAUUACAGGAAAGAUUGUGUACAUUUCGGAACAGGCUGCAGGGAUCUUGAACUGCAGAAAAGAUGAGUUCAAAGACAGAAAAUUUGUGGAGUUUCUGACACCUCGCGAUGUCAGUGUGUUCUACAGUUUUACUACACCCUACAGACUUCCAUCUUGGAGCAUGUGCACCGGAACAGAGUCAUCAUCAACUGAGUUCAUGCAAGAGAAAUCCUUCUUCUGUCGCAUCAGUGGUGGUAAAGAGAAGGAAGGAGAUCUGCAGUAUUACCCAUUCAGGAUGACCCCAUAUUUGAUGAAGGUUCAAGACUCAGAGCUCUCUGAGGAACAUUUCUGCUGCCUCAUAUUGGCUGAGAGAGUUCACUCUGGAUAUGAAGCACCAAGAAUUCCACCUGAUAAGAGAAUCUUUACCACAACACACACGCCAAACUGUGUGUUUCAAGAUGUUGAUGAAAGGGCCGUGCCUUUGUUAGGAUUCCUGCCUCAGGACUUGAUUGGGACACCUCUUCUGUUACAUCUGCAUCCCAGUGACAGACCUAUAAUGUUGGCAGUGCACCGGAAAAUUCUGCAGUAUGUUGGACAGCCAAUUGAUCACUCCUCCAUCCGAUUCUGUGUGAGAAAUGGAGAAUAUGUUACACUUGAUACAAGCUGGUGUAGCUUUGUGAACCCUUGGAGCCGCAAAGUGUCUUUUGUGAUUGGACGACACAAAGUGCGCAUGGGCCCGAUGAAUGAGGAUGUGUUUUCAGCUCCGGCCUUUACAGAUGAAAAGGUUAUGGAUUCAGAUAUACAGGAAAUUACUGAACAGAUUCACAGACUGCUUUUACAGCCAGUCCAUAGUAUGGGGUCAAGUGGUUACGGCAGUCAUGGCAGCAAUGGUUCUCAUGAGCACCUGCUGAGCAUAGCAUCCUCUAGUGACAGUAAUGGAAAUGGAAACACAGCAAACAAUGGGAACAGGAUCAGUGGAAAUACCAAAAAGGAGGAGGGCAAAAUGAAACCGAGGUCAUUUCAGGAGAUUUGUAAAGGGGUUCACAUGAUGAAAGCUCAGGAACAGCAAAGUUCUUUUUCCAAAGCAGAACAGAAAAAGUUUUUGGACAUGUCUUUAGCAGGGUUCCGGUCUCCUGUUGUAAAGCAGAAAGACUCUGCACUGCUGGUUAGAGAUGGACCUGCAACAAUGGAGGAACUCAAGGACCAUACAAUGUACUCAUACCAGCAAAUCAGCUGUCUGGACAGUGUCAUCAGAUAUUUGGAGAGCUGCAAUGUCCCGAACACAGUAAAACGAAAGUAUCAGUUCUCCUCAAACACCACCUCCUCAAAUUCAGAUGAUGACAAGAAAGCCUCUGAUGCCAGUCUACAGCAAACUGAUGAUUCCCUAGGUAUGGAAGCACCAUCUUCAAUAUCUAUAAAGUCCAAUGAAAAGUCUCCGCCAGGGUCUGUCCCAGGUCGUGUUGUUGGAGGGCCUUUAUCUCCCUUGGACCUAGCCAGCAAAGCAGACAGUGUAGUUUCUCAGUGUUCCUACAGCAGCACAAUUGUACAUGUGGGAGACAAAAAAACGCAACCAGAAUCAGAGAUCAUUGAGGAUGCUGCAGAAAGCCCAGCCCCUUCUGCACCUGUGAUUUCCCCACCCACAGUGGAGCAGGAAGCCUAUAAGAAACUGGGACUUACAAAACAGGUGCUGGCAGCGCACACACAAAAAGAAGAGCAAGCAUUUUUAAGUCGGUGUAGGGAACUUCGGAAUGCUCAAGCCCUUCAGAAGGAUUGCCCACCUAGCACACAAAGAAACCGAGGACAGGCUGCUGAGGGAGCUUGUGGAUCCAAAGCAGUAGCAGGUGUCCCUGUUACAGAGGCCACCACCAAGAAAAGCUGGCGCACCAAAAAGUCGAAAAAAGCUCGCACAAAACAUCCUGAUUCAUCAGACAAUGCUGCAUCUCAGCACAGACCUCUCCCACCCCUGCAGGGUUUAAACCAGACAUCUUGGUCCCCCUCUGAGACGUCGCAGUCUGGCCUUUCAGUUCCAUUUCCAGCUGUGGUCCCAGGAUAUCCUCUCUACCCUGUAGUUCCCUCUGUUGCCCCACCCCAAGCCCCUACGGGAGUAGCAGAUUCCCAGAACACUCAGGCCACACCCUCUACAGCUUCAUAUCCUACAUCAUUAGUCACACCAGUUGUAGCGUUUGUUUUGCCUGGUUUUAUGUUGCCACAGAUAGGUACAGCACCUACUCAGCAAGCUUACAGUACACUUUUUCAGACUCAGCAAGCCUACAAUGGCCAGCAGCCCUUUCAGCCCCAGCAAGCCUACACCAGCCAACAUGGAUUUCAGCCACAACAAGCCUACAGCAGCACGCAGCAUCUUCAAAACACUCAAGGCUGCAGUACUCACCGGUGCUUUCAGACCCACACAUCCUUUACUUCCCAGCAGCAAGCAUUUACACCCCAGACACAUUUUCAGUAUGGAAUGACACCUGGCCCCAAACACUCUGCCAUUGAGUCCACAGAGUGUCCUUCACCUUUGCCACCCCCUCAGUCCCCCCCACUGUUUGAGUCUCGCUGUAGUUCUCCACUGCAGUUGGACCUGCUUCAGAUGGAGGAAAAGCAGGACUCUCAUACUGCAGCACCCCAGUCCAGCACCCAGGGUAAUUGCAGUUUAGUAGUGGACAAAAACAACACCUCCAUUAAAAGUGCUUCUGCAAUGGAUGACCUACAGCAGGCAUGUUGUUCAGGUAACGGUGACCUCUGUGGUGAUCACUCCUCAUCCAGCAGCGUGUUGGACCUGUUGUUGCAGGAAGACUCUCAUUCUGGCAUGGGCUCUGCCAUGUCAGCAUCCACUGGCUCCACUUCCAAUGACUGCAACACCUCUAACAGUGGAACAGGAAGCAACACAAGCAAGUAUUUCGGCAGUGUGGACUCCUCAGAAAACAAUCACAAGAGUGAAUACAUAAUGAAGGAACAGGAGGAGAGUUUUAAAUAUGUUCUUCAAGAGCCUAUUUGGAGACUUACGGCCAAUGAUGAUGACUGUGUCAUGAUGACCUAUCAAGUGCCAUCAAGGGAUAUGGAAAAGGUUCUGGGGGAAGAUAGGGAGCGUUUAAGGCGCAUGCAGAAGAACCAGCCCCGUUUCUCAUCAGAACAGCGUCGAGAACUGAUUGAUCAGCACCCCUGGAUGAGGAGAGGAGCGUUACCCAAUGCAAUCAAUGUCAUGGAGUGUAUGUACUGUGAGAAUGACGUCUCUGCCCCGCUAGAAGAAGACUUGCCAGAUAUGGAGUUGGGCAUUUUGGGAGGAGAAGUGGUACAACAUGGAGGAGGGUCUCAUUUACAGGAAGAGGAGGAGAAACCUAGUGAAUAAUCUGAAAAUUUUGCACUAAUCUCAGCCAGCAGAGGGCAACAGGACUUUUUAGUAUCCCUCCUGUACACACAAAGUAAAAUUGUCUGAAAGUAUCUAUUCAGAUAUCUUUUGUCAUUUUAAAAGAUUAUGAAUGUGUUUGUGAGUGUGUGUGUACAUGUGUAAAAACAAAACGUAUGCCAGGUAGCUGAUUUAUUAACCCAAAGAUGCUGUAUAAAUGUGCAAACUCUGAUUGGAUGGAACCGCUGUCACAUGGACCUAACAUACUCUGUGGUUCUGCAUCUUUACAGUUUUGCCAGCUCACUCUACUGUUUAUAUGUAGCUACAGCAAUGUUUUUUUCAGUGUAUUGAUGCUUUGUUCAGAAAUUGUCAGACUAUGUUUGUACCAGCUAAGAGUGGAAUCAGGUGUAGUGCAUCAUAAAAAAAAGUCCUAUUAUGAACACAAAAGUAUAUGGGCCAUUGCAUUUUACAAAAAAAAUCUAAACCAGGAAAUGAAACGCCUCCAUACUGUGUAUUUGGGGACCAUUCCGGCCAAAUAAGCUGUUGUGUCAUUUUGUUAAGAGGACAGCAAGUGUUUGUUGCAUGUCUUCAGGGAUGUGCAAUCAUGGAAACAAAUAUUUUUGUAGAUGUCUUUUGUAAGUCAUAAAAACUUGACCAUGUACUUAUCUGCCUUUCUCUUCAUUUUUCUUUCAUGUCUUCUUUUGGCUAUACAAAUGUUGUAGUCACAUUGCAGUCAUUCAACAAAGAUGUCAGGGCAAUAGUUCUCUGAGGGGAGGAGACUAGAUUUAUUAUGUGUAGCAUUCUGUAAAAGGUCUGAAGCUGUUCCUAUACCUGAAAUACUCGUUUUCUUUUAUCUGAAAUUCAGUGAGUAUACGCUUAUGGCCAGUAGUGCUGACGCAGAAAAAUUGGAACUGGCUCUACAUCUGUUUCUGAUUUGUGAAGUAUUAAGGCAAGAGACUGUAUGACAAGCUGAAAAGUAGGGUUAUGGCGACUGUAAAAUUGUUUAUUCAAAUUUGUCAUUUGGUUUGUGGCUGUAUUUUCAUCUUUCUUUUUUCAUAAAUGUAGUAAAUUAAACUUGUCACUUUAUUCCUACCUUUUAAUAAUAAAAAUAUAAUAUCGACA